AUGUCUCCUCUGUACACCAAGUCUUGGGCUCCAGCUCACAAGGAGAUCAUCGACAUCGGUGGAUCGACUCUCGAUACCACUUUUGACUCUCAGCUACCCAGCGCCUUCAAGGGAGAGGGCUACUUCCCAAAGGAGGUUGCAUACACUACCGGCAUGCACCAUUGGUGCCAGAUUGCCGACACCUCGUACCAGACGACAGAUGAGCUCAACAUCAUCAAGUCUACUGCUUCCGACGUGGUUAAAGACAUGCCAGCUACCGGUGCUGUAAUCAUCGACCUUGGAGCCGCUAACUCCCGAAAGUUCGUUCCCUAUGUCCAGGCUUUCAUCGAGCAGGGCAAGCCUUGCAUCUACAUCGCUCUGGAUCUCUGUAAGGAGUCUCUGACCAACCACGUCAACAAGUCCGCCGCCGACUUCCCUCAAAUCACCUGCAUUGGCUUGUGGGGUAACUUCAUCCAGGGUGACAAGUACUUCGCUACUCUCCCCAACCCACGCAUCUUCUUGUCGCUCGGUUCAAUCUUCUUCAAUGCUCCAGACCAGAUGUGUGUUGACCGAUGCAAUGAGUUCUCGAAGCAUCUCUCUGGAUCUCCCCACUCAAAGUUGAUCGUCGGCCAGGAUGGUCCCUCCGGCACUGAAGCCUCGUCCACUCAUGCUGCGUACCAAACCAAGGCAUACGAUGCAUUCUUCACUUCCUACCUUCAAGGUAUUCAGAACCACGCCGAUAUCGAUGCCAACCCUCGCAUCGCUUGGACCUAUGAAUCCAAGCUCGACAACUCCAUGCACUACUUCAAAGUAGUCGCUCAGCACGAUAUGAUUUGUCACCGCUAUGCGGACUUCUUCAUUCAGAAGGGCACGGUUUAUACCAUGUUUCCCUCUUGGAAGCGUGGAGAGGCCGAGAUCCAUGAGAUCACCAAGGGUCAGGACCUGAACAUCAAGACUCUGGGCAAGGCUCCCAACUCGGGCAUGCGCCAGUACCUGAUCCAGCCUCGUAUGUAA
This is a messenger RNA of Fusarium subglutinans, 993 nucleotides long. RefSeq names its product 4-dimethylallyltryptophan n-methyltransferase. The transcript has a single exon. NCBI's taxonomy places the organism in Eukaryota, Fungi, Ascomycota, Sordariomycetes, Hypocreales, Nectriaceae. The coding region runs from base 1 to 993 and encodes 330 amino acids. The record is from RefSeq and is a predicted model, not a curated record.